Messenger RNA from Protopolystoma xenopodis, 429 nucleotides. The record is from the annotation of a GenBank genome assembly. NCBI's taxonomy places the organism in Eukaryota, Metazoa, Platyhelminthes, Monogenea, Polystomatidea, Polystomatidae.
GUGCAGACUGCAUCGCCUCCGGGUCCUGACGUCCGAGCGCUGGACGAGCAGGCCCGGCAGCCUCGACGUAGGCAUGCCUACCUCAACGACCAUCCUGUUCUCCGCCGCUCUGGCCACUCCAAAGGCCAUAACUACCGCCGGCACCGCCGGCAUGCCGACCAUUUGAGCCGGUACAAACAGCUGGUUUACUCGGACGAUUUGCUCAACUGUAGGCUCGUUAUGACCUCCAAAAGUCGCUGUUCAGACGCCGCCGCGCCUUCUUCGGAAGUAUCCAACCACGCUAAAACGAGACCAGGCUUCGAAUAUCUCCAACCCUUUCAUGGCUCUAGUCUAAACAUGAAUCAGACGGAGGCUAGAUCCAACAGUCGUUUUGAUCUGGUCCAAAGACGCAUGGAUGCGAGGUGGCAGGCGGGUCGAAAGGAUUCGUGA